UUCACAACCGUCAAUCAUCAAAUAAUAAUUUCUUUAUUACAUAUCGACCACAUAUACACACACGAAAAAAAACAUGCCGACCAUUGAAGAAGGAAUUAAACUUGAUUUCAAAGAUGUUCUAUUGCGGCCAAAACGUUCAAUAUUAAAAAGUCGUGCCGAUGUUGAUCUGAAUCGUGAUUUUCAAUUCCGUAAUUCGGAACAUAAAUAUCAUGGCAUUCCUGUCAUCGCUGCCAAUAUGGAUACAAUUGGAACAUUUGAAAUGGCUAUUGUAUUGGAUAAACACAACUGUUUCACUUGUAUACAUAAACAUUAUUCCUUAGAGGAAUGGAGAGAUUUUGCCCAGAAUCAUAAGGAUACACUUAAAAAUGUUGCCGUCAGUUCUGGUUCAAGCCAAAAUGAUUUUGAAAAAUUAAAAGAAAUCAUCAAUAUAGCACCGGAUAUAAAAUAUAUCUGUUUGGAUGUUGCCAAUGGUUAUAGUGAAUCAUUCGUAACAUUCGUAAAAGAUGUUCGUGCUGCAUUUCCUCAUCAUACUAUUAUGGCAGGAAAUGUCGUUACUGGUGAAAUGGUUGAAGAAUUAAUUCUUUCUGGUGCUGAUAUAAUAAAAGUAGGCAUUGGUCCUGGAUCGGUUUGUACUACACGCAAAACUGGUGUCGGUUAUCCACAAUUGUCAGCCGUUUUAGAAUGUGCCGAUGCAGCACAUGGACUUGGUGGUCAUAUCAUAUCGGAUGGUGGAUGUACAUGUCCAGGUGAUAUUUGUAAAGCAUUCGGUGCUGGUGCCGAUUUCGUCAUGUUAGGCGGUAUGUUAGCCGGACAUGAUCAAUGUAAUGGUGAUGUUGUGGUCAAAUCGGAUGGACAAAAAGUGAAACAAUUUUAUGGAAUGAGUUCCGGUACAGCUAUGAAUAAAUAUCAUGGUGGUGUGGCCGAAUAUCGUGCCAGUGAAGGAAAAACCGUUGAAGUACCAUAUAAAGGUGAUGUGGAAAAAACCAUAUUGGAUAUAUUGGGUGGUUUACGAUCAGCAUGUACAUAUACUGGUGCAUCACGAUUACGUGAAUUGCCCAUUCGUACGACAUUCAUACGUGUCACACAACAAACGAAUGAAAUUUUUCGUCAGCUUGAAGUUUAAAAUUCUAAAAAAUAAAAAUCAUCACUUAUUUUGGGUGCCAAUUCAUACACACACACCCACACACAUAUGAUGAAAUCAGUACCGUGGCCUUUUUUUCUGUCUGGCAUUCAUUUUUUUCAUUUUAUUUUAUUAUUUUGCCCAUUGCCCAUUUAUAUACAUAAAACACGUACUUAAAAAAUUUUUAUGAAUUUCAAAAAUUUGAUGAUUUAAAUAAAAUUCGACAGCUUGUCAUAUUAAA
Molecule: messenger RNA, 1361 nt
Organism: Dermatophagoides farinae (American house dust mite)
Lineage: Eukaryota; Metazoa; Arthropoda; Arachnida; Sarcoptiformes; Pyroglyphidae
Product: GMP reductase 1-like
Biological process (GO): nucleotide metabolic process
Cellular component (GO): GMP reductase complex
Molecular function (GO): GMP reductase activity
Source: RefSeq, a predicted model, not a curated record